AUGGCUAACUUAAGAACCCAAAAGAGAUUAGCUGCUUCCGUUGUCGGAGUUGGUAAGAGAAAGAUCUGGUUAGACCCUAACGAAACCAGUGAACUCGCCAGCGCUAACUCGAGACAAGCCAUCAGAAAGUUGUACAGAAAUGGUACCAUUGUCAAGAAGCCAGCUGUUGUUCACUCUAGAUCUAGAGCUAGAGCCUUAAAGGAAAGCAAGAGUUUAGGUAGACACAUGGGUUACGGUAAGAGAAAGGGUACUGCCGACGCCAGAAUGCCAGCCCAAGUUUUGUGGAUGAGAAGAUUGAGAGUGUUGAGAAGAUUAUUGGCUAAAUACAGAGAUGCUAAGAAGAUCGACAAGCACUUAUACCACUCGUUAUACAAAUCUGCCAAGGGUAACACCUUUAAACACAAGAGAUCAUUAGUCGAACACAUCAUCCAGGCCAAGGCUGAAGCUUUGAGAGAAAACUCCUUGAAGGUUGAAGCUGAAGCUAGAAGAUCCAAGAACAAGGCUGCUCGUGAAAGAAGACAACAAAGAGUCGCUGAAAAGAGAGAAGCUUUCUUGAACGACAACUAA
Messenger RNA from Yamadazyma tenuis ATCC 10573, 567 nucleotides. It is a transcript of the gene RPL19A, whose product is annotated as 60S ribosomal protein eL19. Gene Ontology annotation, molecular function: structural constituent of ribosome; RNA binding. Gene Ontology annotation, biological process: translation. The record is from RefSeq and is a predicted model, not a curated record. Lineage: Eukaryota; Fungi; Ascomycota; Pichiomycetes; Serinales; Debaryomycetaceae. Gene Ontology annotation, cellular component: cytosolic large ribosomal subunit; ribosome.